ACAUGCUCCGGCAGCCAAUGGAGUACAAGGGGGCGUGGUCACGGGCGUGGCAGCCGACACUACAGCGAUCGUCUGAGAGUCGCGCUGCCAUCACAACGGGUUUCAAUCACAUCAUUAUAACAGACCGAAAUAUCUUCAACUAUGUCUGAGGCUGAGUUUCAGAAAGCAGCAGAGGAGGUCAAACAGCUGAAAACGAAACCAACGGACGCUGAGAUGCUGGAAAUUUACAGUCUGUACAAACAGGGCACUGUAGGAGACGUUAACACUGCUCGACCGGGCAUGUUAGAUUUCACUGGCAAGGCCAAAUGGGAUGCUUGGGAGGCCAAGAAAGGUAUGAGUAAGGAUGAUGCUAUGAAAGCAUACAUCGCUAAGGUAGAAGAGCUGAAGGGGAAAUACGGAAUCUAAUAGAUGGAACCCAUCAUGGCCAGCCUGCCGUUACCUGUAAUGUUCUCCCAUAAAGUGCAUUUAGGCAUCCAGCAUGUCCCCUCACAAGGGUGCUACAGUUAUGCUGUAGCAUGCAGACUCUAUUCUGUGUAAGAGAAUAGGCACAUUCCUCGCAGGCCAAAAGAAAUCGUCCACCAGUAACCAUGUAGUGAAAGCCUGAUCUAUGCAAUGCCAUAAAAUCAUUUUUUUCAAAAAACAUUUUUGCUUUGUGUUUUCUUACAAACACUGACUAAGAAAAACGUUGGAUUUCCCUUAAAAAGUUUGAUACGGUUUUCUUUUGUUUGUUUGUUUUUGAGACCCUGUGAAAGAUUUUGUGAUUAAAAAAAUGAUCAAACGCA
Molecule: messenger RNA, 782 nt
Organism: Carassius carassius (crucian carp)
Lineage: Eukaryota; Metazoa; Chordata; Actinopteri; Cypriniformes; Cyprinidae
Product: acyl-CoA-binding protein-like
Exons: 4
Coding region: 142-405 (87 amino acids)
Biological process (GO): fatty acid metabolic process
Molecular function (GO): fatty-acyl-CoA binding
Source: RefSeq, a predicted model, not a curated record